AAAAGCUUUUGGUUUGUUUUUUUUUUAAAAAUGGACCAGGUCUGGCCGGAUUUGGGCCAUACCCGGCCCAACCUACAUUCAUAAGCUCCAUCAAAAUAACCUAGCAGCCAACAAAUUGAGAGAGAAAAAUAAACGAGGGAGACGCGGAGAGUAAAAAGGGGUCGACGACCGGAGUCACGGCCACCACCGCCGCUUCUCCACUGUCACGGCCAGAGCCUCAUCACUGCUCGCCAUCGCCGAUCGGAGGUCUCCCGUGUCCCGCAACCACCAUCGCCGCUCGUCUCUACCACGACCAGUGGUCGGCCGGCCGUAGCCGUCACCAUCACAGUCCAACGAGAUAAAAAAAACCAAGCAAGUGGCGACGAGGAGGACUGUUGCCGCCGCCUUCCUCCGCUGGAGCACCACCGUGACCCGCCAUAACCGCCGCAAACCUCUAGCGGAUUGCAGUCGGAGGGUGAAUCGUUCGAGAUUCGAGGCGCCGAUCAGGACGCCGGUCGAAGACAAAAAGGAAGGUUUGGUUGAUUUUCAGUUUUGAGUUUGUGAUGUGGCUUAAUCGUUCAUCGAUUGAAGGCCGCCAUCUCCGGUAGCCGAGCAGCGCCGUCUCACAGACCGCGGUCGCCAGGUUGUAGGGAAAGAGUAAAGGGAUAGAGAGAACAAAGAAUAGAGAGAAAGUGGUUUCAUUCCAUCAUACAUGUACAAGUUACAAAGGACAUAUAUAUAUAACAGUAGUAAUAAUAACAAUCAUAAUGGUGACCGUUACAACAGUUACAAAAUAAUGGCCACUAAAUACAUUUCUUUAUAACAGCUGAUCUUCCCCAGAGUUCAACCAUGUCAGCCUCCAUGUUCAUAACCCUCAUACCAAUUAUACUCUCCUUCUUCUAUCCUACAUUUCUUGAAGCACAGAGUGGGCUUCUUCCUGAAGAUGAAUUAAAUGCACUGAAGGAAAUAGCAGAUCAAUUGGGGAAGAAGGAUUGGGAUUUCAGUGUAAAUCCUUGUGACAAGAAAUUUAACCAGAUGAAACCAAUAGGGAAUGGCAUGCCAGAAUAUGUGUACAAUAAUUCUAUCAGUUGCAAUUGUAGCUUCCCUGCUGGUAUUUGCCAUGUUGACGCCAUAGUUUUGAAAGCACAGAGUCUGCAAGGUGUCCUUCCUCCUUCAUUGGCGAAGUUACCCUUCAUCAAGACAAUUGAUCUGAGCCGAAACUACUUAAGUGGUACAAUUCCUCUUGAAUGGGCUUCUACCAAAUUGAAAUAUCUGGCUGUUAUUGUGAAUCGAUUGUCGGGACCAAUUCCAAAAUACUUGGGAAAUAUAACGACUCUGGAAUAUUUGGGCUUGGAGAACAACAUGUUCAAUGGAACUGUCCCACCUGAGCUUGGGAAACUUGUCAAAUUAAAAAAACUCUUUCUUGGUGCUAAUUAUCUCACAGGUGAAUGGCCAAAAGAACUUAAUUCUCUUACAAAAUUGAAGGAGUUUAGGCUCAGCAGUAAUAACUUCACUGGGAAACUGCCUAGCUUUCAAGGUUUGGGAAACCUUGAAGAACUAGAGGUUCAAGCAAGUGGCUUUGAAGGGCCCAUACCUGAAAAUAUUUCUCUUUUGACAAGCUUAACAGAACUUAGAAUCAGUGACCUAAAUGGUGGUGGUGUCUCCAAGUUUCCUAUAUUAAACAGCAUGAAAGGACUGAGAAAGUUAUUAUUGAGGAGGUGUAAUAUUUCUGGGAAGAUACCUGAAUAUAUAGCUAAUAUGACAAGCUUGCGACAAUUAGAUUUGAGUUUUAAUAAUCUGGAAGGAGGGAUUGAUGAUCUUCAAAUCGAUAAUGCACACUACAUAUAUCUAACAAGCAACUCGCUUAGUGGGCAUAUUCCUCAAUGGUUUCUAAACCGAGAUCCCAGAUAUUAUGUCGAUCUUUCAUACAAUAAGUUUGAGGACAGUUAUGUGCCACUAAAUUGUCGGGAAAAUGUAAACUUAUUCAAAAGCCAUAAUGGAGGAGAUAAUUCACUAAUUGGUAAGUGUCUAAAGCAAUGCACGAAAGAUUGGUAUUCAUUUCACAUCAAUUGUGGUGGGGGAAAUGUUUCGAUUGGUGACACUACAUAUGAUGCAGAUGACGAUUCUAGCGGCCUUGCAAAAUUUGUUUCAGAAAGAGAGAACUGGGUAACCAGUAAUACGGGAUUUUUUUGGGAUAAAAAUAAAACACUAACUGACUAUACAGCAACAAAUAUAUCUCUUAUCAAGGGAAAAGACUCUGAAAUCUACAGGACAGCUCGCUUGUCUCCUUUAUCUCUGGUAUAUUACAGACGCUGUUUAGCAAAUGGGAACUACACUGUGAAGCUUCAUUUUGCAGAGAUAGUUUUGAGAGAUGACAAUUCUUUUCUAAGUCUUGGAAGGCGCAUAUUUGAUGUUUAUAUACAGGGCGAGAGGAAAUUAAAGGAUUUUGAUAUUAAAGCUGAAGCACAUGGAGCUGAUAAAGCGUUGGUUAAACAAUUUCAAGCAGUUGUCAGAGAUAAAACUCUCGAGGUGCGCCUUGAGUAUGCUGGAAAAGGAACAACAGCGGUCCCAAUUAGAGGAAAUUAUGGCUCUUUAAUAUCUGCCAUUUCUGUGGAAUCUGAUUUCAAGCCUCCCAAAAAUAGAAAGACUGUAAUUAUAGUUGCUGCAAUAGCUUCUUCUUUGUUUCUUAUUUUUGCAAUUCUCUGUUUCGUUGGAUGGAUGAUCUACACUAGAAACAAGACCUCACGGGAAAAGGAACUACAAGGCCUUGAUCUACGAACUGGUCGAUUUACCUUUAAACAAAUUAAAGCCGCAACAAAUAACUUUGCUUCUGCAAAUAAGAUUGGGGAAGGUGGUUUCGGACCUGUGUACAAGGGUACAUUAUUGGAUGGUACAGUUAUUGCUGUGAAACAACUCUCGUCCAAAUCAAAACAAGGAAACCGUGAAUUUUUGAAUGAAAUAAGCAUGAUUUCUUGUUUGGAGCACCCUAAUCUUGUGAAACUUCAUGGGUGUUGUGUUGAGGGAAAGCAGUUGUUGUUGGUGUAUGAGUACUUGGAAAACAAUAGCCUUGCCCAUGCUCUAUUUGGUCCAGAAGAUUGUCAACUGAAAAUAGACUGGGCUACCAGACAAAGAAUCUGUGUUGGUAUUGCAAAAGGUUUAGCUUUCUUGCAUGAAGAAUCAGAAAUAAAAAUUGUUCAUAGAGACAUUAAAGCCACUAAUGUGCUUCUUGACAAAGAACUCAAUCCAAAAAUUUCUGACUUCGGUCUAGCUAAACUUGAUGAUGAAGACAAGACACACCUCAGCACAAAAGUUGCUGGGACAUUAGGAUAUAUGGCUCCUGAAUAUGCAAUGUGGGGCUACUUAACGUACAAAGCUGAUGUCUAUAGUUUCGGAGUGGUGGCACUUGAAAUUGUUGCCGGGAAGAACAACAUGAAGUAUCAACCUGAUGAGGACUAUGUUUGCCUCCUUGAUUGGGCACUAGUUCUUCAAGAAAAUGAAAACCUAAUGGAGCUAAUUGAUCCAAGAUUAGGUUCUGAUUUUGACAAAGAACAAGCUCUCAGAAUGGCCAAAGUGGCUUUGCUUUGUACUAAUCCUUCCCCAGUCCUUAGGCCAUCCAUGUCUGCAGUUGUUAGAAUGCUUGAAGGCCUUGAUGAUGUUCAUGCGUACAAAUCCGAUCAAUACGAAUUCAAUUCUCAAGCAAUGACAGAUCAAUAUGAUGAUAUUCCAGUCGGCUCAAGUGAUUCUCCCUACAAAGUAAAUAUUUCUUCAGAUGCAAGUAAACAAAUGAUGAAAAAUUAUAUCUUUAUUAAAUACAGUAAAUUAUACUUGUAAUAUUCAAUUUUCGUCCCUACAAAGUUAAAAACCUUUGGCAAUAAGCUAAUAUACAUAUUUUUGUCUUUAUA
This is a messenger RNA of Ipomoea triloba (trilobed morning glory), 3881 nucleotides long. RefSeq names its product probable leucine-rich repeat receptor-like serine/threonine-protein kinase At3g14840. The record is from RefSeq and is a predicted model, not a curated record. The transcript has 26 exons. Gene Ontology annotation, molecular function: ATP binding; protein binding; protein kinase activity. NCBI's taxonomy places the organism in Eukaryota, Viridiplantae, Streptophyta, Magnoliopsida, Solanales, Convolvulaceae. The coding region runs from base 829 to 3810 and encodes 993 amino acids. Gene Ontology annotation, biological process: protein phosphorylation.